This is a messenger RNA of Antechinus flavipes (yellow-footed antechinus), 1652 nucleotides long. Its product is annotated as transformer-2 protein homolog beta-like. Lineage: Eukaryota; Metazoa; Chordata; Mammalia; Dasyuromorphia; Dasyuridae. The transcript has a single exon. The coding region runs from base 169 to 1608 and encodes 479 amino acids. Gene Ontology annotation, cellular component: spliceosomal complex. Gene Ontology annotation, molecular function: RNA binding. Gene Ontology annotation, biological process: positive regulation of mRNA splicing, via spliceosome. The record is from RefSeq and is a predicted model, not a curated record.
ACAGAACGUUGGGAUUAGCAACAGCGGUUUGGGGCCUACGGCGACCAAGGUCAGAACUCCCCCAGUCAGAGUACUGUCUGGCGGCCUAGCAGAGAGGAGGAGAGGGGCAGUCGAGAGGGCAGCUGAUCUUAAGUAUUUGGUGGCGGAAAAGCCUAGGUUGGAGUUGCCAUGAGUGAGAGCCGACAGGUAAUCUACCGUGGGCGGCGGGAACCCCUCUCUGCCUCCAGAAGUAGAUGUUGCCGGAGAUCUGGCAAAUCUGACACUUCUAGACAUGAAAGAUCUCUUUACAAAGACAAUUCUAGACAAUCUGGCUCUGAAUCACCGUCCAGAUCUGAAUCGAAAUCCAGAUCCCAAAUGAGCUCUCCAGAGACUGUUGUAAAAAGCCGCUCCUAUUCCCAGUCUGGCUCAGGUUCUCGCUCUUACUCUGGUACUGGCUCUGGCUCCCGGUCCGUCUCCCGCACUAUUUCCAGGUCCGGCUCCUGCACUGUUUCCCGGUCCGUCUCCCGCACUAUUUCGCGUUCUGGCUCCUGCACUGUUUCCCGGUCCGUCUCCCGCACUAUUUCGCGGUCUGGCUCCUGCACUGUCUCCCGGUCCGUCUCCCGCACUAUUUCACGGUCUGGCUCCUGCUCGGGUUCCUGCUCUGCUUCCUGCUCGGGUUCUCGUUCCUGCUCCCACUCUGGCACCUGUUCUCGCUCCGGCACCCGUUCCCGUUCCGACACCCGAUCCCGCUCUGACACCCGUUCCUGCUCCGACACCCGUUCCUGCUCCGGCACCCGUUCCUGCUCCGGCACCCGUUCCUGCUCCGGCACCCGUUCCUGCUCCGGCACCCGUUCCCGCUCUGAUACUCGUUCCUGUUCUGGCACCCGUUCUCGCUCUGGUACCCGUUCCCACUCUGGCACCCGUUCGCGCUCUGACACCCGUUCCCGUUUCCGUUCCCGUUCCCCCCGCGAUCGCAAUCGCAGACAAUUCCGGAGCAGGUCUUACAGUCGAGAUUAUCGUGAAUACCGAAGACGGCGCCCUAGCCAUUCUCCUCUGGCUACUCGCAGGCGUCAUCUGGGGAAUCGGUCCAAUCCCGAUCCCAAUUGUUGUCUCGGGGUAUUCGGUUUGAGCCUGUACACUACCGAAAGGGAUCUAAGAGACAUAUUCACCAAAUAUGGACCGAUUUCUCACGUCUCCAUUGUUUAUGACCAACAAUCUAGGCGCUCACGGGGGUUUGCUUUUGUGUAUUUUGAAAACGUGGAAGACGCUAAGAAAGCUAAAGAGAGCGUUGAUGGAAUAGAGCUUGACGGAAGAAGGAUCAGAGUGGAUUUUUCUAUUACAAAAAGACCCCACACACCGACACCUGGAAUCUACAUGGGAAGACCUACUUACAACAGACGUCGUGACUACCACGAAAGGGCAUAUGAUCGCGGAUAUAAUGAGAGGGAGUAUUAUAAUAGAUCCUAUAGAGGAGUUAGUGGAGGAAUAACAACGGGAAGCGGGGGAAACUGGAGAAGCGUUCAAGAUAGGGAGGUAGUUUACAGACGGCGAACACCAUCACCCUAUUACAGCCGUGGGAGGUACCAAUCCCGUUCUAGAUCUCGCCCUUAUUCUCCUCGUCACUUUUAAAGCAUGACAAUAGAGAAUUUCAAAAUCUUGCUUUAGAAUCACAA